CGGGCACGCGACGGGAAUCGAAUCUUUCUUAUUCUGUAAAGAGAGAAAGACAGAGGGAUCAAAUAGCUCACAUAUUCCUCGAUCCCCUCUGUCGUCUGCCCCGUCGCCUUGCUCUCCGUAUCCGUAUAGAUAGUAAACCGAAGCUCCGCAGCAGGCAGAACUACCAGAGUCGCAGCCACUGCCGGCCUUACCCAAAUCUGUUCCUCAGUACCAGUCGGCCUUUACUCCGGCGGAGACGACCCUCCUCUGAGGCUCUGAGCCGACCGAUAUGGAGGCGCUGCUAGCGGGCAGCUGGGGUUGGGCUGCCGCUGCGGCGACCUUCGGCGUGCUGCUGGCCGUCGCUCUCGCCGGCAAGGGGCACAAGGACCGCACGAAUGCGCCCCCAGUUGUUCCCGGUUUACCGCUUAUUGGGAAUCUGCAUCAAUUGAGAGAAAAGAAGCCCCUUAAGACCUUUGCAAAAUGGUCAGAUAUUUAUGGACCCAUAUACAGUAUAAGGAUGGGAGCUUCUUCUGUAGUUGUGCUCAACUCAACAGAAGUAGCCAAGGAGGCAAUGGUUGAAAAAUUCUCGUCCAUAUCUACUCGAAAACUACCUAAAGCAUUUUUAGUUAUCACCCGUGAUAAAACUAUGGUUGCGACAAGUGACUAUGGCGACUUCCACAAAAUGGCGAAGCGUUAUGCUAUGGCGGGUAUGUUGGGUUCUUCCGCUCAGAGACAAUUUCGGGACACGAGAGACAUGAUGGUUGAUAACAUGGUAAGCACCUAUCAUACGUUGGUGGCUGGUGACCCACAUGCUCCUUUGAACUUCAGACAAGUUUUCAGGGACGAGCUAUUCCGCUUGUCCUUGGUCCAGAGCUUAGGUGAGGAUGUGAGUUCAGUCUAUGUGAAGCAGUUUGGGAGGGUGAUAUCAAAGGAAGAAAUCUACCAGGCCACGGUGUCUGACAUGAUGAUGUGUGUAAUUGAGGUCGACUGGAGGGACUUCUUCCCAUACCUCAGCUGGGUGCCGAACCGGGGUUUCGAAAAAAAUGUUCGUGCCACGGAAUCUAGGCGAACCGCGGUGAUGCAGGCCUUGAUCCAUCAACAGAAGAAAAGAAUUGCGCUUGGCGAGGCAAGAGUAUCGUAUUUGGACUUCUUACUGGCGGAGGGCACACUGACAGACGAGCAAUUGACGAUGCUGGUGUGGGAGGCAGUCGUAGAAGCUGCAGAUACCACUCUGGUCACCACAGAGUGGGCUAUGCAUGAGCUUGCCAAAAACCCAGAGAAACAGGAACGUCUCUACCGGGAGAUCGAAGAGGUGUGCGGCGAGGAGACGGUCACCGAGGACCAUCUUCCUCGGCUGCCGUACCUGAAUGCCGUGUUCCAUGAGACGCUGCGCCUCCAUGCUCCAGUGGUACUUCUGCCUCCAAGGUUCGUCCAUGAGACAACCACGUUGGCUGGCUACGUCAUCCCAGCCGGCACAGAGAUCAUCAUCAACGUGAACAGGUGCAACAUGAACAAGAAGGAGUGGGAGGAGCCCGAGGAGUGGAGGCCGGAGAGGUUCCUGGAGGGGAGGUUCGAUGCUGCUGACAUGUACAAGACCAUGGCGUUCGGCGCCGGGAGGAGGGUCUGCGCCGGGAGCCAGCAGGCGACGAGCAUCUCCUGCGCCGCCAUUGCGCGGUUCGUGCAGGAGUUCGCCUGGAGGCUCAAGGAGGGCGACGAGGACAAGGUGGACACCGUCCAGCUCAUGAACUACAAGCUCCACCCGCUGUAUGUGUACCUCUCGCCCAGAGGGAAAAAGUGAAGAACCAACUGUCUUCAGAAGUGAACUGGCUGUCCUUCAGAACUUGUGAACAAACAGGAUGAUGGCAGCAUGAUACGACUUGUUCAUGAGCAGAACAACCAACUGUGGUCAGAAGUGAAGAAGUGAACAACCAAGUCUGUACAGCGAAUAAUGGUUAACCAGAACAAUUUGUUCACUUAGCUUUUGACCUUAUGUAGACUGAUUAGUCGGUUAAGAACAGAGAAAUUUCAUCUGAAGAAACAGAGCAGCACAAUUUGUAAGUAAAAGAAACGAAAUUCCCAGAUCACUCCACAGGAGACUUACAUACAAGGGCGUGGAAAUUAUUAAAAGGAAAA
Messenger RNA from Brachypodium distachyon (stiff brome), 2112 nucleotides. RefSeq names its product ent-kaurene oxidase 2. Gene Ontology annotation, cellular component: chloroplast outer membrane; endoplasmic reticulum. The record is from RefSeq and is a predicted model, not a curated record. Gene Ontology annotation, biological process: gibberellin biosynthetic process. Gene Ontology annotation, molecular function: heme binding; iron ion binding; ent-kaurene oxidase activity. Lineage: Eukaryota; Viridiplantae; Streptophyta; Magnoliopsida; Poales; Poaceae. The transcript has 8 exons. Bases 269 to 1777 code for a protein of 502 amino acids.